This is a messenger RNA of Ceutorhynchus assimilis (cabbage seed weevil), 12699 nucleotides long. The record is from the annotation of a GenBank genome assembly. Lineage: Eukaryota; Metazoa; Arthropoda; Insecta; Coleoptera; Curculionidae.
CCCUAAUGGUUUCUCUUUCGUCUGAGAUUAGUUUGGCUUAGGACAACUAGCGUGUUUAUUAAAUUACGGCGAACUUUAUAGUGUUUUAUUUUUAUGAAGUAAGUGCCAAUGAAUUAGGAAAAAUGAAAAAAGUGAUACUUUUGGGAAUUAUAAGUGAACUUCUACUUCUGGUUCUAUCACAGCAUGCUAAUCCACUGAAAGACCCACUCAUUUGUGGUAUACCAACAUGUUCGAUUACAGGUCACAAAUUCAAGUAUACACCACAGAAUUACUUUAUCUACAAGUAUUCGAUCGAGGCCACCAGUAUAUUUAACGGAACAAGUAAAAACGAAUCGACGUUGUUCAUAGAUGCUGACGUAACUCUUAAUUUUUUGACCCCAUGCGAUGGUUUGUUGGCCAUUUCAGAUAUAAUAUUGAGCGAAACUGCCCCGGGAGACAAUGAGAAAAUUCCCACUUCGACUAAUAGUCAGCUAUUUUCUGACAUGAUGAGGGAACAUACACUUAGGUUCGCUUUCAAAGACGGAAUUAUCUAUGAAAUAUGUCCAGAUGAUGAUGAGGAAAACUGGCCUAUAAAUUUCAAGAGGGGCAUUUUAUCCAUGAUUCAUAAUAGUAUGAAGAGAUUUGACUUGGAUUAUUCUGGCGAGGAAGAAGACGUUAGAGGUAUUUGCUCAACUGAUUAUAAAGUAAUCGGUGCUAAGGAAACAAGCCUACUUAUCGAAAAAACGAAAAACUUGGAAACUUGCAGAGAAAGAAUUAAAGUUAACUCCAUUGUUCAGUUUACUCCUGUAUCAAACUUUCAUUCGAGAACACGGAACGAAGACAUAUUAAAAUCAUCAAGUCGAUGUGUUAUGUCCAUCGAUGAAAAUAUCUAUAGCGAUAUAGCCUGCGAGGAGAAUUAUGUCUUAGAGCCAUUUUCAAAUAACGCCGCCGGCGCCAGCACGAGAGUUAUUCAAAAAUUAACUUUGAAAGAACGCGGCGAAAAAAAAUUAAGUGAAGAAAAUAAGAUAUGGAGGCGAACAAAUUUGAAAUUCGAUCAUUCGAUUCCUAAGCAACCAACAAUUGGGGAUCUGAGAAUAACGAGGGAUUUAAUCAAAAAAUUAUGCAAGGAAAGUCAACAUGAUUCGCAAAGUGAUUUUUCUGAUUUCUUUGGAAAGUUCAUUUAUGGAUUAAGAAGCUUAUCCUAUCCAGCCUUGACAAGCCUUUACGCCCAUAGCGGAGCUACAUGCCCUUCAGCGAAGGAGCACGUUUUGGAAGCCCUUCCCUACAUAAAUACAGCUGGAUCCUUAGGACUCAUGAAAGAUAUAAUCCUUGCAAACACUCUAUCAGAAGAUACCUUAGAUAACUGGAUGAUGUCCAUAGCUUUUAUAUCUAAUCCAGAUAUAGACAUGAUAGAAGCAGCCUAUACUAUUUUAAAAGAAAACCCAUAUUCUUCGAAAACAAACAUUUUUUUGAGUAUAGCCUCUCUAACCCAUACAUUUUGUAGUCAGAAUUCUCAUUGUGAGAAGCGAGCUUCAAUAUACUCGAUAAUUCAGCAUUUCGAGCAUAAUUUUUUGGAACUCUUGGAAGAUGACACUGCCAAUAGGGAAGUACAGGAUCAGGUCAUAGUGACACUCAAGGCAUUGUCUAGCAUAGGAGUGAUAUCAGAGAAUUUCGCAGCGGAACUUUUUAAAGUUGUGAAUUAUUCUAAUCUGGACGUAGGUAUACGAGUGGCUGCUCUAGAAACUUUUAGACGACUGCCUUGCGAGAAGCACAGAAGUUAUUUUGAAAGUAUAUUCGAGGAUCAAGAGCAAGAUAGUGAAGUUAGGAUUUCGGCAUAUCUCCAAGUGAUGAGAUGUCCCAGUUAUUUGCUGAUUCGGACGAUCGCGUAUAAUCUAAGAAACGAGGAAGUUAAUCAGGUUGGUUCAUUUGUGUGGUCACACUUACACAAUAUCAUCAAAUCAGCAAAUCCAUUGAAAGUUGAGAUUCAAAGUUUGCUAUCAGAAGAAGAUUUAAUUGAAAAAUUCAGUGGAGAUAUCAGAAAAUUCUCACAUAAUCGAGAAUUUUCUUUGUACUUUGAUGAGUAUAAUUUUGGUGGAAACUACGAGUCUAAUGUAUUAUUUUCACCCUCAUCCUAUAUACCGAGGAGCGCCAUGGUAAAUCUCACAGUUGAUUUAUUUGGGAAAUAUGUCAACCUUUUAGAGGUACAGGGAAGAGUGGAGGGCUUUGAGCACUAUUUAGAAUCGUUUUUUGGACCCGGGGGACGGGCCAACGUUAUCAAAGAAAAAAUGGAGGAAUAUAAAAUGAGAUGGAUUAGAGAAGCAUCAGAAAAAAACUUAGUUGAAAAUAACGUGCAGGACAUCGCUGAUGCCGUUGAUAAUUUGGAAAAAAAUCCCAAAGUGGCACUUGGCAUCAAAAUCUUUGGAAAUGAUUUGAAAUAUGCGACUUUCAAAGGCGACGGAGAAAUCAAGCAAGCGAUGGAAUAUUUCAAUAUUCUGACCUAUCUGAAACAGAUUCUAUCUGGAAAGGAAAUUAUGUACAAGAAAGCCACAAUGUUUCUUGACAGCAACUACGUAGUUCCCAGUGGAGCUGGGCUCCCGUUGUUUAUCUCAGCUUUGGGCACAGCAUCAGUCAAUAUCAAAUUAUUUGGUUCUUUAAAAGCAGCUGGUUUCUCUCAAAAAAAGGAACUAGAUUUGGUAGCUAAUUUUGAACCAACAGCUGCUAUAGAUAUCUCGGCUGAAAUGUCUUUGAGCGCCUUCUAUGAAAGCACGGGAAUCAAAUUGAAAACAGAUAUGCAGUCUUCUAUUGCAGUAAAAGGAAAUAUCGAAAUAAAGGGUGCCAAGCUAGUCAGCGUCAAAUUCAGUUUACCGAAGAAAAAUGUUAAGAUUUUUGGUGCCAGAUCUGAGCUCCUAGUUAGACAAAAAAAUAUUGAAAACCCGCAAACUGGUCUCCAAAAAACUAGUGUUUCCAACUCCAUGUGCUCAUGGCCUGCCAUUUCUGAGGCUAUUGGACUAACACUUUGCACUGAUUAUAGCUAUAGAAAUUCAACAAGCAUAUUCAAUGCUCCCGACUUCAUUUUGGCGGGACCAGCAAAUUUUCAAAUAUACGUUCAGAAAUCAGACCCCACAGCUAACAUAUAUUUGUUUGAGUAUAAAUGGAAACAAGCUCAUGAUUUGGAUGUAAUCUCUCUGACAUUUGAUACACCAGGAUCCGAAGUAAAUAGGCUUAUGCACAGUAACUUUACCAUGAGUAAGGAUGGUCAUAACUUGACAAUGUUGAUGCAAUCUUCUAGUGGUAUUAUACUUGCAAGGGGUGUUAUAAAGAAUACAGAGGAGCAAAAAGUUUUUCAAAUGGUGCUGGACAUAAACGAUAAAAAACACUUCGAUACCAGUGUCGGUUAUGAUAGAUUCAAGAAAGUCAAUGGCUAUAUCUAUAAACCGAAACUGUAUAUUGGCGUCAACGGGGAGCGUGUUGUAGAACUAAAAGGUACCGUAGAUCUCAUAAGCAAAAAGGAUAUAUCACAAUAUACACUGGAUCUCAAAUUUCAUACAAAACGACUUACGUCCAAGUUAUUUGGAUAUAUUUCUAAAACAGACUCAUCGAUUGGAACUGAUUUGCAUAUGGAUUAUAAAUUUAUAAAUACGAAAGAGCAGCGAGUAUCCUUAAAAUUCAGUGUUGCAAAUAGAUCCAGGAAAAAUCUGGCGGUUAUUUUGGGAACUUGUGACAUACAAUCCACGGCAUAUCCAAAUUAUAAUUUCUUCAGCAAUGUUACAUUUCAGAAAAGCGGCAGUCACUUGGAAUUUAACGUAGACCUAAUUCAGAAUCCCCUGCCUCUAAAUGAUACUAAUUCAGAUUUUGAAAGCCUUAAAUUUGAUUUUAAAUUUUCGCACAAGGCUUUCACCGAUAAUAAACAGACAAUUAAGGCAAUAUCUACUGUGAAGCGUAAAUCUAGUAAUUUGGAUAUGAAAGGGAUAUUUUUUUAUGAAACUGCAAACUUUGAUGUAAAUAUGGAAUGUGCCGUGAAUUAUGGCGACAACAAGCAAGCUGCUGUUACAAUAUUUUGGUCUCAUCCACGUACUACAAUGGAAGAAAUUAAGGCACAUCUUAACAUAACUGUGCCAACGUUUACUCCAAUGAUUUUAAAAGUUGAAAUCAGUGAAAUGCAGAACCGCGACUACAGACUUGACAUAAGUGGUACGUGGUUUAGUGGUCAUAGUGCCCAUGCUGUAGGCAUUUAUCAGGACUCUAGUACUGCUCUAGCGUCUAAUCAUCAUUUGAAAGUUUUUAUCAAGUCUCCGAGCUUCAAAGAUGUCAAUGCGGACCUUUUGUUUUAUAGAGAUAAUGAACAACUUAAGAUUGAUGUUGAGGCUAUUCAUGAAGAAAAUGACUACCAACUGUUUAUAAAUCAUAAUUCAACAUCUGACGAAGAGAUGCACACAAAUGUCAAAAUAAAAUGCGGUACUAGACUCUAUACCCUCAACACUGCCAUCAAUCGAGGGGAGCACUUUAAGAUAUCCACGGAACUUCAUAUUGAUCAGCUGAGGGAUGUGGAAUUUUCCGUUUGGAUUUUCAACGAAGAAACACAAAAGGCUCUGGGAUUCGAUAUAAACUGGGACGCCAACAGAGAUCCGAGUCAAAAAUUGUUGGUUGCAGCCAAUUUAUCGACUGCCGGGGACUUAAAUUACAACGCAGAUCUAAUUGUUAGCUAUCCAGGAAGGACUAUCAUUGGAAAUUACGAAUUUCUAUUUGAAAAGGGUCACAUCGAUAUGCUGGCCAGUAUCUCAUGGGAUGACGGCAAAUCAUUGGCAAUUAAUUUCAAUGCCAAGUACAGAUAUGAAAACGAAAUAUUCUUUGGAAUGUCUUUUGGACUAAAUACACCGGUUGAUUCUUGGAAAAAUAUAAAACUGUCAGGAGUAUUUGAACAUAUAGGCAACAAAUAUGGCCUUAAUGGAGCUCUCACAUGGAACCCUAGACAAAAAGUCGCCAUUGAUUUAUACGGAGAUUAUACUUCGAAAGGCCCGAAUUUCGACUGCAAAUACAGUUGUUCUGUGGAAAGCACUCUAAGUAAUAUCCCUUACGUGAAUACAACUGUACAACAUUCUCAAAAUUCCACUGAUUACAAUACAAUUGUUUUUUUUAUGUAUAAUCCAGAUUUUUUGAUUGAUGUCGAAAGUAUGUGGAAGUUACAGACUAACGAAAUUUUUUCAAACCUGACCGGCACUGUUAAAACAGUCACUCCAUUUAAAGGAUUUAAAAAAGGAGUUUUUGUUAGCAAGAUCUUCUAUACUGCUAAUAAAUAUUUACGUGGAGCAGCAGAAAUUGAUUUGGAUCAUAAUAAAAUACUGAUUGAUAUGGAAGGCAAAUUCAAAAAACUAAUAGACAGCAUGUUUGUUGCAAAUAUCACUACUCCAGAUGAGACGUACGAAUGUAAAUUUAAACUUUCUAAGAAAGACAGGCAUUUUAUUGCACUUCUUAGCUAUCCAACGGGACAGCUAGGAACUGAAGUAUUAGUUGUGUUGAACGAUUUGACGGAUUUUAAUGUGAAACUUUUACUAGCAACUCCAGUGGAAUUUUUGCAGAAAAUUUUGAUUAUUGCAAAACUACAACCAAAAGAGGCUGACUUCCGUAUAGGCUGGAAUUCACUUUUGUUGGGAUUUUCGGGGCGAUGGUAUUAUAGUAAUAUCAUUGACUUCCUGUACACAUACAGGAUUUAUACACCCAUAAAGGAUUUUGAAGACAACGGCAUUGUGGCGAAACUUAUAUUCAAAGAGGGUUUAGACUUUGAAAUGUCAUGCAAACUGUCCUUAUUCAAGUUGGGAGUCAAGCUGAUAGGAAAACCUAAACCAAAACUACUAAAGGAAUUGGGCGUUAAUAUUAGAGACGUAUACUAUUCUCGACCAGUUCUCCGUGAGAGCGACAAAGAUGGCGAUUUUCUCAGUUUGGAAGGGUUGAUAGAAGUGGAUGCAAUUGUAUUCCCGACUAUGAAGGGGCUAGUUGAAAUAGAUCAGAAGGGUGCUGUCUAUGUACUCCAAUCUAAGAUCCAUCUACCUCAUGGAAUUGCCACUAUUAUUGACGAAUUUGAAUAUGUAGAUGUUUUGUCUAUGAGCAAUACAUUACGUAUAGUGACUCCGUACAAGCGUUUUAAAACUCUAAAGUCUGACUUCAACUUGCAAUUUAUCCAAAAUCAACGGUAUAUGUUUCAUCUUAACUUGAGAUAUGAAAACAAUUCGGUGCCGAUAAUAGCCGGCGUUUUAGCAGAAUACAACGUGCACCGGCAAAAUAUUGACGAAAGAAUUUACAACGUUACUCUUGACUUAGAUACCCCCUUUAAAGCUUUUCCAAAGUUGAAAUUGUUUGGGGCUUUUGAAACGGAGGAGAAUUUUUAUCGCACGAAGCUAUUAUUCACAACAAACAGCAGUGAUAUAUCUCUGGACGCCACCACGGAAACUGACGACGGUUGGAUGGGGCUUACAUCAGACUUUCAUGUGAAAAGUCCAAUAAUUAACGUACCAGAAUGUCAAAUAAGAUUAACCAAAUUAUCAUCCUACUCAAAUAACUAUGUUGAAAUACACCUGAAAGUACCAGAUAAAUUGAAAUCCGAGGUUUAUUUCAGAACUUCCUGGCUUUUCAAAGCACUAAAUCAGUUUAGGAGCACAUUAGAACUAGAAACUCCGUUUACAGGCCUUGAGAGCACUAAGGUCGGCUUGGAUUUCUUAUCUAGGAACGAAAGAACAACUUUGUGGGCAUACUUCCAUGUCCAUCCCAUUGCAAGCGAAUUCAACUCAACUUUUGAAAACGACCUUCUCACCAGUGCUGCGCUGAUUAAAUUUGGGGACAAAAUCUUUCCAGUGAAUAUCAACUGCAAAAUUCUGGCUUCGUCUCAAAAUCGGCGUGAGCUUAAUGGAACUUUAUUACUCAGAGAUAAAGUAUUCAAAAUAAAUGGGAACGCCAACCUUAUACGAAGUUUACCAGUAAAAGUUUUAAUCACUUUUACCCCGCAAGAUAAUAGCACUCCUUUGACUUUUCAAUACAAUCUUGAAACAACUUUGAAAGGCUAUGGAUUAGUUGGUGCUUUAAGUUAUGCCAACAGAUUGACCCGUUUUAGCGGCAAUGCCACAGUAGACGAUACAUUUAACUGGGAAGUUAACUUAAAGGUUGAUCCGCCAGAUUCCAUGCUAAAAGUAGCAGCUCGAGUAAUAGCAAAAUCCAUAAGGAACGGUGCGUCAUUAGAUACUGAAAUAACCACAAACAUGCCCAAUAAUGAACUAUCCAAGUUUGGCAUAAACUACAGGAGAGAAGAUACUAUAUUAAAAAGUAAUGGCUACUUUUUAAUAGGAUACGUUGAAGGACGCGCUAAUGUUGAUUUAACAUAUGUAUAUUUGGAAGAUAUGUGCCUCAGGGGAAUUGGCAAUUAUAAAAAUCAACAGUUCAAUAGCUCGUCGCAAGUUGAAUUAUUUUACAGAAAUCCAGAACAAGCGUUCAAAGAAUUAACCACUGGAGGUGAUCUGAAAAUCGAUGAUUUAUGGGAGGCAGGUACCAAUGCAUCUCUAAUGCUCCCGUCCAAAAACAACCUAAGCUUUGAAGGAUACUUAAAAAUUCCUAAUGACUAUAGAGAAACUCAUAGUCUAUUUGGAAAAUUGAUUUAUGGCACAGGACUAAGUUUUAUUGAUUAUUUGGUAAAAUACAGAAGUACAUAUCCAACUCGCAAAUAUGGUUUAUGGGGAGAGGUCUUGUUGGAAACUAAAAAAAAUAUUUCCGGGACUGCUAUAGUUGAAUAUGAUGGUCAAGAAUAUUAUAAUAACGUCAAUUUAUUGCGUCAAGAGAAAGCCUUUGAUUUCUUAUAUAAAUUGAAAGUUCCAGAAUUCCCAAGCAAAGAUUUUUUUGUAGGCCAAGUAAUGUACAAUGCUCUUAAUGAACAUCAUAAUAUAACAUGUAAAAUGUUUCAUCCAGAAGAUGUAUUGCUUGCCUUUGGCACCAUAGAUUAUGUCGAAUUGGCAAAUAUGUUCGGUAUUUUUAACAUAUCUGUUCCAUACAAAUCGCUGAAUUUUAGCGGAGCUCAUUUUAAAUCUGAGACAACAAGCAAUUUCCACAAUCGGUAUGUAAAGUUCUUUUGGGCCAAUAACAGUGCAGUUUUAGACAGUAAAUGUGACAUACAAACAGGCAAUACCCCCUCGAAAAAGAACUAUAAAGGAGAGUUGCAUGUGGAAUUGCCCUUGGCAACAAGACAUAUUGGAGAUGUCCAUUAUGAAUACGACAAAAAGUCCGAGAUCAGCACAGGCUGGGCCACAGUGCACUAUAAUGGAGGAAACGUUCUCGAAGGAAAGUAUAAUUGCCUGACGAAAUCACAGGCGGACGAAGAAAUCGAUACGAUUCAUGUAGAGCUGCUAAAUAAGAUGGUCCCCAUUGGUGCCGACUAUGUUCACAAGCAUCCAACCAGGACGCAAAAGGACGGUUACAAUGUGUUAACUCUGGAUAGCAAACACCUCCAACUCUAUCAUCUCCAAAACCGCUCGAAGUUUGAUUUGACUGGGGAAAUUAAUGUAGAGACACAUCAAGACGGCCAGGCUUAUAUUCUGACCGCUACACAUUUGAAUAGAACGGUUAUCCUUUCAGCUGACUACUCUAUUCAAGACCAAGAAUACAAACAACAUUCAAGAUUGGAACUUAGUCCUAGCACUUGGAUUGAAUAUGACUUUAGCCUUAUCAAUAAAACCACGGAUGACAUUUUUGAUGUCGAAAUAUUCGUUAUUAAUAUGUCAUACCCUCGACGUAACUUCAGCAUCCAAGCUUUCUACAAUAUAAGCGAUUCGCUUGUUUCCACCGAUAUUUCGCUCGUGUGGGACAAAGAUAACAAAUCUGUUGAAGCUGCCCUGGACUGGAGGAAAAUUGCCUUGCACAGAGAACAAAUGAUACUUUUGCUUAAACAUCCGUCAUUCCAGAAAGAUGUCUCGUUGGUCAGUACAUACGGCUACGCGAACUCUACGUUGGACGGCAAAGUUGUAAUCGAUUACGCAACGAUUCCAGAACAGACCGUUACUUUUGGAAUAAGGGCGCAGAAUAAAUCGAGAGUGCAGGCAUAUAACUAUACAUACAAUAUUUGGGCUGAGCACAAUGCUACGAAUUUAUAUUUAAACUGCCUUGGACAUAUUCAUUGGAGCCCUAGGAAAUGCGGAACGGAGCAUAUUGUGGAUUACAAGAGGUCUUACUUGUCUUUAUCACGGUCCUUUGCCCUGGUCAAAGUUGAUUCGGAUUUGAACGAUAUUCUUCUGAAAAAAGAAGAUAUUAUCGGAAAAUCGCAUUUUUGGGGGCGAUAUGAUGGACGAUUUCCGUUAUACACAGCCAAUAUGACUUCAGCUCACGGAAAUGAUCAUACUUCUGGAAAACUCUAUGUAAAUUUCGACGAAAAGUUGCUCUCUGUCAACGUUAAUUUAACUGAAGAUGGAAGUCAAAGUCUACAUACUUACGGCGUAAUACCCGAUGCUAGGAGUGUAACAUUCGAAAUAUGGCGGGAUUACGAAGACAAGCGGCUAAGUGACGUAUCCUAUUAUCUAAAACUCAAUCACUCCAGAUUAAUAAUGUCCGAGCUGAAAUGGCGCCCUGAACUGAUAAACGAUGUCCAGAAUGGGAUUCGUUCAAAAGCGAUGCAACUGUAUAACGACGCUUUGGACCAAGUGAAUAAUACACGGCAAUACGUUCGAGUCGAAUCAAUGGAGGCGCUUGAUGGAAUUUGGCAGGACGCUAAACCGAUAAUGUCAAAGUUUCUUAUUGAUUUAAGGAAUCUCACUGUCAUAGAAGAGGAUCUGGGCUACUUGAAAAUAUUUCUGAACGAAUCCUACCACAAUAACGACUUCCAUAUUAAAAGUAUUUGUACAGUGAUAAUGACACUUUUUGACGAUUUGUCAUUAAAAUCCCACUUACAGUCUUUGCCAAAGAUUUUCCAAGAACUAUGGACCGUAAUGGGUGCUUCAGGAAAAAACAUCAAAGAAAGUAUCAACUUUGUUAUAGAGAAACUUAAGCUUUAUUACGCAAACACGACCCAAUUUAUCCAUGACCUAAUUAAUGGCGAUCCCAUUAAGCAUUUAUCAAGUAUUUUGGAAAAACUUGUUGAUACCUAUGAUGAUUACAUUAAAAACAUGCAUGUGUCUGCUUUAAAAUAUUUAGAAAAGAUAUGGUCAGGAACUCACGAUAUGUUGGUUGAUAAUUGGCAUCAAAUAUUAGCUGCUUUGGAACCUACUUUUCUUAAAUUUAUUCACUAUGGAGAGACUAUAAUAUGGACCACUGGAAAAGAAUUUUUAGAUUUUCUUUACACUCGCAAGAAUAAAAUCAUCGAAUCGGCAUAUUUUAUGGAGUUUACGAAAUUUUCACGAGAUGUAGAUAGAUUUUACAGGGAUAUUACUGGAAAUAACACCGUAGAAGCCAUUUAUAAAUAUGGCAAUAUCGCUUGGAAUUUUGUAAACGAAAAAUACAUUAAUCAUAUCCCAUUCGGGAAAGAACUUAAGGCAAUACUAUUGGAGAUCAUAGCAGAAUUAAAGCAACUUGGCGAUGUACCCUCAAUUACAUACGCUCUGGACAUAUUCAAUGAUAUGUUUGCAGCCGCUAAAUAUUACUACAAAUAUUUUGAAGUUGAAUAUAGAGCUCAUCGCCUUAUUAAAUUUCUAUACAGAAAGUUCUCAGAAAUGGCUUUAACGGCAUUAGAAUUGGACAACAGGCAAAGAGAAGCUAAAACCAAAUUUAUUUACGAACCUAACGAUGGCAUAAUGAUCUUAGAAGAAAAGUUACCGAUGUCUUGGCAUGGAUUUAAUGAGACUCCCCAAUUCCAGGAAAUACCUGAAAUUAAGGUAUUUUACGAUUUAUACAACUAUUUAGAAACAUCAGAGGCGUCUUUCUGGAACUUCUAUCACAAUUAUAUAUCCUACACAGAUCCGUCCGAGUGGCUGCCUCCAUUUAAAGGACAUGCAAUGCUAAUUGGAGGAAACAAUUUUAUCACAUUUGAUAAAAGGUAUUAUAACUUUAGAGGAAGCUGCACGUAUUUACUGGCAACUGAUUUUGUAAAUCGUAACUUCACUUUGUUGGUGUCAUAUAAUGAAAAGGGACUUUUUAAUGAACUAGUUUUAUUAAUAAAUAGAACUGUAGUUUCUAUAAAUAUAUUUGAAAACACCGUAACCGUGGACGAUUCUAUAACGGCAUUAUUGCCUCUCGAGAUAGGAAACAAUCAUUUAUAUCGAGAAGCCGACAUAAUAAUUUUAGCAAGUAACUCCGGAUAUACCUUAGAGUGCAACGUUAAGUUCCAGAUUUGUAUUUUCGAAGUUUCAGGCUGGCAUUAUGGAAGAACGGCAGGACUUUGGGGAAGCUAUAACAAUGAACCCUAUGAUGAUUUAACAUUUCCAAAUAGGUCGAGACCAAAUAUCGAUGAUUUAACAGGCUACGCAGACAGUUGGGCUGUAAGCCCUGGCUGUAAAACAAAAGCAUAUGAAAAUACUAAAGAGGAUAAGCCCGAUUCAAUGGAUAUCGAGUCGUUGUGUUAUGAAUUUUUUCACAACAAAGUGUCAGAUUUGAGUACGUGUUUCCCUACCAUACCAAAAGACGACUUUCUGAAAAUGUGUAUGAACAGUAAAACAACGUUGGAGGCAUGCAGAAGUGCUAUAGCAUAUAUCGAAAUAUGUCACAGACAAAACACACCACUAAAUAUUCCAGACUCCUGCAUUAUGUGUAGUCUGUCAAACGGAACAGAACUUAAUGAAGGAGAUUUUAUCAGAUUAUAUGGAAACACCGUACCCAAGACUGCUGAUGUAGUUUUUAUAGUCGAAGCCAAGAAAUGUAAUAAAGACUUGAAAAAUCAUAAAAACUUCAAUACUGUUGUCGAGUCAAUAAACCAAGAACUUUUAGAGUUAAACAUAACAAACAACAGAUAUGCCGUUGUUGCUUUUGGAGGAAAUGGGGUUUUCAAUGCGCCCAGAAGUAUUGUUAUCAAUUCAAAAACUUUUACUGAUUCCAAGUCAGUUUUAAAGUAUUUCGAUAUUCCAGUUGGAAACGGAGAACCAGACAUAUACAGAGCUAUAUCUUUCGCGAGCAAGCUGAUGUUCAGGCCAGAAGCGUCUAGGAACUUCAUAUUGCUUCCAUGCUCAGGAUGUUAUGAACAGAAUUUGCAGUAUGACUACGCGACCGUACAUCAGCUGCUUUUCGAGAAUGCUGCAUCACUUCACAUACUUAUUAAUAAUUCAUUCAAUGUAUUGCCUGCUGAACUCAGAAAACGGGAUAACAAAAUACCCUACGGAAUCGAUUUAACCAAGGCUUAUACGAAAAAAGAUAUAAAGAAGCUUGACGGUGAUCAAGCAUUAAGGAACUCAAUCAGCUUUACGAAAUCAACGUUGGGUCUAUGUCUUUCUCUCGCCUUAGAAACAAACGGUACGAUCUUCAGUUCGAAACACUUGGAGCUGCAGAAGAACGCAAAGAAAUUCUCAACAGUUUUAGCGAAAAGAGUGGCGUAUUCAGCCGUUCCCCGUGAUUGUACCGAUUGCGAAUGUACUUCCCUUCAUAAUGGUUUAUCUUACAUGGAGUGCACCCCUUGCACUUAUCCACGAAUUAAUAUGGAACACCAUCGAUCUACGACAAAAGUGGAGUUUUAUUAGUUUUAUUUUUAUUGGACAUAUCAACAACAGCUAUUAUUAUUUGAAUGAAAGUUUCUUUCAGAGAAUAAUAAUUUUCUUUCGCUUCAAUAAACUA